AAACCGCUACCUUUGGAAGCAAAGAUCGCAUUAGCGACGUGGUUGGGUGUCGCAGGGUUAGUGACAGUAGUUGGAAAUGGAAUUGUCCUGUGGUUGAUUUUCAGAAAAAGAUCUCUAAGAACAAUGUCCAACAUGUUCCUGACCUCGUUGGCCGCCGCGGACUUCCUUGUAGGACUUCUUAUAGACCCAGUGUGGCUAGUCGUAAGAUAUUUGGGUUAUAAUUCUAAAACCUACUUCGAAACCUUCGGUAGGAGUAUAGAUUACCUAUGGAUCCACACUACUGUGGCAACAACAUUUAACUUAUGCUGUGUUAGCCUGGACAGGUACGUAGCCAUCAUUCAUCCUCCGCGCUAUCACGAUUUUCUCAUCAACAGAAGAUGUUAUUUACUGAUAGCUAAUGUAUGGUUUAUGUCCCUUGUCUUACCCUGCUCAAAGUUCAUGGUUCAGGAUAUAACAGCUUUAGCUUUAUUGUAUCUAUCUUUUACAGUUAUGACAAUAUUAUUUCCUAUGUCUGUUAUCGUGUUCUGUUCUCUUCGAAUUUUAAAGCAGCUUCAAUCCAUUACAACAACGUCAAGCUGAGAAGUAGCCUUGUACAGGAUCAAGACAUUUUUAGAAGAACCAAAAAGAACUACAAGGCUGCUAAAACAGUUAGUAUCAUAGUGGGGCUAUUUGUGGUUUCCUGGUUUCCAAAUCUUAUCACUGGUUUCGCGCACUAUUUCAGCAACAAAGUGUCCUAUAACUCAGCCUACUACUCCGUGUGGAUAUUUGUUGAAUCAGUGGCGUUUACCUCAUCUGCAUUCAACCCAUGGGUGUAUUGUUUGCGAAACAACGAGUUCUAUGAAGCAUUAUCACGCACAUUUCGAUUUCUUAAAAGACUAUAAUUUGAGGAACGACACCGUCUUCGGUUCAAAGACUGCAGGGACCUGACUGUAUAUAUUCAUAACACACAAUAAUUGUUUUCAGGCUAUCCGCUGAAAAAAAGAAACAUCUAGAGUAGCUUGGUAAGAUAGUUGCUUGGUAAAUAAUUAUUUUCAAGUUUAGGGAAACAGCUGGUCAUACUGAAUUAAGUUGUUGUCAAAACUAUAAAAGCUUUUCACUUGGAAAUGAACAUAAAUUUCUUAUACCAUUAGGCUUGUGAAUCAUUUAUUGCCUAAGUUAUUUUUUUGUCGGCAAAGUUUCAGCAUUUAACUCGGUAAUUGGGUGGAAUUGACCUCUGUUUUUCAGUGGAAUUUUUCAGUGGACGAUUUUGUUUUACAGAGGUUGUUUUUCAGAGACUUUCGAUGAUAUUUCCUCGGGGUGUUGAAGCAUUGGUCAUUGGCCAGGAAACUAAUCCAAGUAAUUGCAAUAAAUUAUGUUCCAAAAUCAGAAAUAGGAAAUUAAGAUGAGAAAAACUUAUCAGCGAUCCAGACGAAAUCUCUUUUAAAUUGAUAUUACACGAAGUUUUCUAAACUUGGCAGUGUUUACAAAGAAUUUUAUAGCUAGUAAUGGGAGAGUUAUCAACUGAAUCUUUAGCGUAAAUGCUCAUGGUUGAACAACACGUGCCAGAAAAUUACAUGAAAAAUUUAUUGUAACAUAUGGGCUUACUUAGUCUAGAUAAAUCGUUUAAUUUUUUAAAGUUCUUGAAAUCCAGCAAAUAAAAAAACAAAACAAAACAAGUUUAAUCCGAGUGCCAUAUGAUAAACUAUCUACUAACCUCGCUAGCUCGAGUUGUACUGAGGAAUCUUGGCCCUCGGUCGUCUCAGUACGGACCUCGCUGCGCUCGGUCGGCUCUGCCAUAACCUUGGGCCAAUAAUCCUCAGUACGACCCUCGCGCUCGGUUGGUAAGAAAUCAAUCUUCUUGUAUCUAUUUUGUAUACGUUAGGCAAAAAUACUUUCUCCUGACAAACAGAUAAUGUUGCAUUCAUAGAAUAAAUAAAGGGAACUGAGUAAACAAAAUGAUAUGUUUGCCGUUUGAACAAUUGCCGCAUUUAAAUUAUUUAUAGCUACACCAGAAGAAUAUUAAUAUGCACAGGCUCAAUGUGAUCCCGUUGCUUUCCGCUUUUUAAUGUAUUUCUGGGUACAGUCAGAAUUCUGGAAACAUUUCUGUGAUCUUACCUCGUUAAUCAAUGUGGAUUUUUCCGGUGGGGCCAAAUUUACACUGACGUUAAAAGGGCAGGUAGUCGGGUAAGUAAAAUUGUAACUGUAAAGUUGUUUGUCUGCGCUCUACAUGACCAGUAAAAAGCGAGUUUGAGAAAAAAGAAAGAGAGCAGGAUCUUCAUAAAAAAACAUGACUUGUAGUUGAUUUUAUCAAUUGAUCUUGUAAUUAUGAUACGACAUGCAUAGUUUACCAGCAUUAACGAAGGCACUGCAAGAAGAGAAGGAAAGACUUGACAGACCUUUAGAACAACAUGAAUGUCUGAGGACUUAUAAAGAAAUCAUACAGAGCCUAACAUAAAUACAGCGCACUUCUUUAUUUUAAUUUUUCGUCUUCAUGAUCUUCUAAUUGGCAGUCUAGUGCACUCGUGUAGCUUCAAAUUCUAUAGACUAGAAUUUUUCCAUGACGGGAAGGAAUUGUAGCACAAACAUCAAAUUUGUUAUUUCUCACUUGAGUGAGACGUCAUGUUUUCAUUCGACAUGGGGUAGUUUUGUCACUUUGCUUGCAAAUACUGGCCAUUUGUAUUACAAUUGACCGUUGUUGAAUUUUUUGACGGGCGAAAUGAUUAUUCAAUAACAACAUUCGAUAUAUUAUUCGACUCGCGUCCUCCCAAAAAUUUAGUUAAUGAGAAAUUUGAGAGGUUGCCAGUUAACACUGUUGCGAGAACGACAGCAUAGCAAAGUUGAAAAUGAUUCACCACUCAGGCACUGCAGUUGAAAACAGGCCACCGGCGUUUUCUAAAUAAUUAAUUAUGUUCUUCGAUGGUGAUUUUUAUCAGUUGGACUCAACAAUAUGCGAAAUCUUUUUAAAAUUGUGCUAAAUCUAUGAACCCUUUUUGUCAUCUUAUAUUAGAGGAUUCACACCAAGUUCGCAUGCAGUCCUGUGAAAGACACCGUUGAAAUAUGAACAGCACCAGUGAAAAGUUUAACCAAGAGGAAAGGAUCAUUUUAGCAGCCUGGUUCAGUGUCACAGGUCUGGUGGCCGUAAUUGGCAACACUGUUGUCUUAUGGUUGAUCGCCAGAAAUCAUUCUCUCAGAAUAAUUUCGAAUUUUUUCAUCGCUUCAUUGGCUGCGGCGGACUUGUCGGUAGGACUUGUUAUAAACCCUGUAUGGGCAACGGCCAGGUGCAUCAAUUAUAACGAAGACAGUUAUCUGAAAACUUACGGUAAAGCUAUUGAUUAUCUGUGGAUACACACCACUGUAGCUACAACGUUCAACCUAUGCUGCAUUAGUCUGGACAGGUAUAUUGCCAUCAUUCAUCCGCUCCGCUACCAAGAGCUUCUUACUAACACGAGAAGUUAUCUCAUCAUAGCUUCUGUAUGGGUCUUGUCGUUUCUUCUCCCCUGUUCAAGGUUUUUUGUGAGAGAUGAUUCCAUUGAGUUGUGGUUGUCUUUUACAAUCAUGACAGUGUUAAUUCCUAUGAUCGUCAUUGUGUUCUGCUCCAUGCGAAUAUUGAAAGCCUCUGCGACGCAGUCUAGGAGAAUAAAUGUUGUCACUUUACAGAAUCAAGAAUCCGUGAACAGACGUAAACAGAACUUGAAAGCUGCUAAAACAGUUAGUAUUGUGGUGGGACUAUUCGUUGUUUGCUGGCUGCCGAGUCUAGUGACUUCUUUCACUCAAUAUUUGAGCAAAAAUGUGGUUUACUCCACCAUGUAUCAUAAGGUUUGGACUAUUGUCGAGGCGGUUGCUUUUACUUCCGCGGCAAUCGACCCGUGGGUCUAUUGUUUGCGAAACAGCAAAUUCUAUGAAGCAUUUAAUCGCACUUUUCGAGUACGUGGAAGACAAAUUAUAGAACAAACUUCCUCUCGUCGUUAA
Messenger RNA from Pocillopora meandrina, 3948 nucleotides. Lineage: Eukaryota; Metazoa; Cnidaria; Anthozoa; Scleractinia; Pocilloporidae. The record is from the annotation of a GenBank genome assembly.